Westerdykella ornata is the source of this 713-nucleotide messenger RNA. RefSeq lists its product as uncharacterized. The record is from RefSeq and is a predicted model, not a curated record. The transcript has 4 exons. Lineage: Eukaryota; Fungi; Ascomycota; Dothideomycetes; Pleosporales; Sporormiaceae. The coding region runs from base 73 to 450 and encodes 125 amino acids.
ACACGAUGAAGGGUUGACUUGGGAUUGAUUAGUAUAUGUUACUCCAGUGCAUAUACUCCGUACUGUAGCACCAUGUCCGCCGGAACCAACCGCCUCUUCCUCACCACGGCCAUUGCCCAUGGCCUUCUUAGCUUGGGACACACUGCGAAAGGCCUGGAGCAAUUCAAGGAACCGUCUCUGAAACAGAUUCCCGCACUUCUCCGUACGACUGUGAAGGUCGGCUGGUAUGAAGGCAGCGUCUUCUUUGUCAUUGCUGCCCUCCUAAACCUAAAAUGGUCCCACUCCCCCAUCGGCCUCGUCGACCCCCUCGACAAAGCCAUCGCCACCCUCCUCACCACCCUCCUCUUCGGCGCAGGAGCAAAGUACUACGGUGCCGGAGACCGCGGCACGGGCAUCACGCUCGCGAUUGUUGGGAUUCUGCAGGGUUUGGGGUUGAAGGGAGGUCUGUAGAUAGCUUGUGUUGGGGAGAGGAGUGUGUGAAGAGGAAAAAUCUAAGGUCGACACGUCAGCUCGCAGCGGUGUGGUUCUGUCUUGAGGGAGGACCGCCCAGGACGGGAACGAGAUUUUUUUUGUGUCAAGCUGCAGUGCUGGCUUCUGUCGUGUGGGUGCCCAUACACAGCAAGAUGCUGAACUGGGCUCGGAAAUGUGAGCCGUGCAGCUGUUCGACCGACUCUAUGCAAAGCCAAGUACAGAUUUCCCUCGAUUCCGUUAGG